UGAUUUAACCAAAGGUCUUAGAGUACAGGAGGAUGAUCUGGCAGCUGUUAUUGUUGGCGUUAGCGCUGGGCGUGGGUUACUACCGCUGGUCGCGCAGACGGCUCUACAAGCUCGCGGCUGAGAUACCGUGCUUACCGGACAGCUACCCCGUCAUUGGACACGCCCACAUCUUCGCUGGUAGCAAUGAAGAUAUUAUGCAAGUGUUACAAAAAAUAGGUCGAAUAUCAAAUCAGAACAAUGGUCUUACAAGUUUUUGGCUGGCCAAUAGGCUGUUUGUUGGUAUGACGGACCCUGCGGCCAUCGAGGUGGUUUCUAAAUCGUGCUUGGACAAAGGCGAAUACAUAGCAAAGAUGUUUCGAAUCGCCAUAGGGAACGGUUCUAUAUUUGCUCCAGUAAACAUUUGGCGCUCUCGUCGAAAAAUCAACGCUCCUUUCUUCAAUCGGAAGAACCUAGACCAGCUGGUUCCAGUGUUCGACGCGAAGAGUUCCAUCAUGGCCGACCUGCUGCGGCCCGAGGCGGGGGGCGGCGACUUCUCUAUCUGGAGAUACAUUACUACGUUCGCGACCGAUACUGUUUGCGAAACUGCCCUGAACACUGACAUCAAUAUGCAAAAGUGCUCCGACCAUCAUUUUCUUCUGCACGCAAUAGAGGAAGGCACGCAAUUGCAGGCCAAGCGCGUGUUCCAGCCGUGGCUGCAUCCGGACGUCAUCUUCAAGAGGCUACCCGCGUACAAACGGGUUCAAUACCUCUUGGAACGGGCAUAUACCUUUUUAGAUGAGAUUCAUACUUUUUCUAUUACUUACUACUUACAGAAUAUACAAAAGAAAAAGGAAAAAAAUACUGAAGAUGGACUUAAGAAUUUAAAUAACAACAAUGAACUGUCAUAUUUCAUCGACGUGGAAAUCCAGUCUUCCGGAGGGCUGGAGAAGGGCUACUCGGACAUAGAGCUGAGGGAGGAGCUGCUGGUGUUUAUGGUCGCCGGGAGCGACACGUCGGCCACCGCGGUCAGCUUCACCACCGUGCUGCUGUCCCGGUACCCGGACGUGCAGGAUAAGGUGUACCAGGAACUGCAAGAAGUGUUCGGCGAGUCGGAACGCGCCGUGACCGCGGAGGAUCUGCCGAAGCUGACGUAUCUGGAGGCCGUCAUCAAAGAGAGCCUGCGUCUCUACCCGCCGGUACCGGUAGUGGUGCGAGAGGUCCACAGUGAUACACUUCUUCCGUCAGGCACAACGCUGGUGGACGAGACGACGGUAUUAUUCAACAUCUGGGGCACGCACCGCAACCCUGCGUACUGGGGACGCGACGCGGACGAGUUCCGCCCCGAGCGGUUCCUGCAAGGCCCGCUGCCGCACCCCGCCAUGUUCAUGCCCUUCAGCUACUCCGUCAGGAACUGCAUCGGUGCUACAUACGCAAUGAUGUCAGCGAAGACGGCGCUGGCGAACCUGAUCCGACGCUACCGGCUACUGCCGUCGGCCGGCAUGUGCGCCGCCGACCUGCAGCGCCCUCUGCCCGUCAAGUUUGACAUCAUGAUGAAGGCUGUCGACAAUUUCACGCUUAGGAUCGAAGAGAGGAACCAUAUUUGA
This is a messenger RNA of Cydia strobilella, 1583 nucleotides long. Its product is annotated as cytochrome P450 4C1-like. Gene Ontology annotation, molecular function: monooxygenase activity; oxidoreductase activity, acting on paired donors, with incorporation or reduction of molecular oxygen; heme binding. The transcript is spliced from 10 exons. NCBI's taxonomy places the organism in Eukaryota, Metazoa, Arthropoda, Insecta, Lepidoptera, Tortricidae. Bases 33 to 1583 code for a protein of 516 amino acids. The record is from RefSeq and is a predicted model, not a curated record.